Pocillopora meandrina is the source of this 5200-nucleotide messenger RNA. Lineage: Eukaryota; Metazoa; Cnidaria; Anthozoa; Scleractinia; Pocilloporidae. The record is from the annotation of a GenBank genome assembly.
AUGAACUGCAAUGAGAAAGAACUGAAGGCCAAACUGUACAACAACAGGGCUAUUGCACAUUUUAAGCUUGGUAAGAUGAUGAGAGCUUUAAUAUGCAUUUUUCUGUCCUCAGCAAGGGCUUUCAGUAGUUUUUCUGAAAAAGGUGAUAAUUUUGAAUAUAUGUCUAAAAAUAAAAAAUCCGAAAAAAAAAUAUAUGCCUUAUCUUGGCCUCUCAAACAUACAAUUCACAAGUUUUUCCUUAAGUUAUUGUAUAGGUGGUGGGUUUGCCACAUGAACAGAUAAUCAGAGAUAUUUAUUUUCAAACAGGAAAUCACCAGGAUUCACUGAGGGAUGCAGAAGCCGCCAAUGAGUUAAAUCCAACUUUCCUCAAGGCAAUUGUGAGAGGUUAGAAAUGUUAGCUGUGCGAUAAUAAUAAUAAUUAAACAAAGAACUUAACACUCUAAGGUUAUAUGAAGUUAUAUCUUGUCUCAAUUGACUUUCAUUAAGAGGUCAAGACCACCCUGAUGUACAUUUGAAUCCAGUUCUUGACUGCUGUGCCAUGACUUUCCAUUAUGAUGAGAAUACUAUUUUGAGUUGGACGAAGAUCUCAAUGCUGUCAAUGCACAGCAAAAUUUCAGCAGGAGUAUUUUAGUUUCCUUUUGCUCAGUGAGUGAGGUAGUGGUGUCAGAUAUGUUUAGUCACUGUCUAGCUGUUUUGAAAAGAAGUAAGGACUUAACUUAACUUAACUUAACUUAACUGUCAGGAAACAUUCCUCAUUCAUCAAGUAUAACUCAACUUCAAGUGCUAUUAAAUACAUGUAAUAAUAAUGUAAUUAAAGAGACUGCAUGAGUAAAUCUUAUUCUUGGUGAACUUCAAACUUUAGUUUGAGUCACUUCCCAGAAAUCAAUUAUCAACUGAUUGAUUCAAUCAAGUAUGUUGACUCAAACAAAAAGGAAUCUAGGAUUAUUAUCAAAUAUAAAUAUAUAUAUUUUUUUUUAAUUUGUAUUUAACCUAUUUUUAAAAAGAUUAACUAAAAAAUGUACUAUACUAUAGAAAUCUUAAAAAAUGGGUUUCAUUGUUCCAUUCUCCCAUUGCAUGUAUUAUAUUCUAUCUAUAUCUCUUAGUGAUUUUGUGGGAAUUGUCAGUCCCAAUUCAAAUGUUCUUAGAUAAGUUUCAAUUAUCAGAAGCAAAUAUGUUUUUUUUUUCAUGGUCUGAAAUGAUUUAGCUUUCAAUCAGGUUUCUGGCUAUUGAGCUACAUUAAUUAUAUGCUUCUUUGUGUUGUUGCCUACAGGAGCCACUGCUUGUGUUGACCUGAAGAGAUUCAAAGAAGCAAUUACUUGGUGUGAUAAGGGAUUAGCUGUAUCCUUUUAAGGAAUCUUAAAUUCUUAACCUUGGGUGUAAUGGAAAUGUUCCAUAAUUUGACAUUUUAAGGGAGAAAACUGAUUUGAAGAAGGGUAUUAGUUAUGAUGGGAACUUGUCAGCUCAUACUUUCAGUGUGUGUGAUUAAAAAAUGUGGAAAAAGUAAAUAGGUCAUAACUUAAUAGUGAUACGCUCAAUUGAGCCAUGACCAAGCCAUACUAUCCAUGCCACAGCUGGUACAUUAGUUUAGUUAAAAGACUUAAAUUCACCCAGUUUAUACAUGGUAUUUGGGUAGAUGAUCUCUCCGAAAUGAGCCAGAAAAAGAAGCUUGGUAAUGUUUAUAUAUAUUAUGCUAAUUUUCUCCCCUUUAAAUUUUUUCUAUAACUAAGAGACUAGUAAACUUUCGUCACAUUUUCCUAUGGACAAAUAGAACUUUCAAAGGCACAUAUUAGUCUUCUAGACUCAUUUCUUCUUCUGCUGUAAAUCAUUAAUGAUGUUAAAGCUCUAUAUUAAUUUAAAAAUUGAGUAAGUGCUUCCUGGUUUUUCGAAAGGAGAAAUUAUACCUAGAUAUUUUGCAUUAAAAUUUGAGGUAGUGCAUGAAAGAAAACUCUUUGUGAUGUGUAGAUUUACUACUAGAGACUGAAUUUUGAUUAAAUAUCUACUUUAAACGCAAGCCUUCCCACAUGUAAUAGGCAAUUUUACAGUUGUGUACUUAGUUGCCAAGCCUUUGAUUUGGAGUGAGACUGAAGGUGACCUUGUUGUGAUAGAGACCAGUAUCUAGUGAGUACCGGUAUUAUAAAUAAUAAAGUAAUUUGCAUUUAAAAGCGGCAACGUUUGUGUCAUAACCAGGUCACCUCUAGCCACACUCCUGUUCAAAGGCUUGGGAACCAAGCAAGCAGCUGUAAAACUGGCCUAUUUAUUAUACCAAUGUGAUCAGAAAAAUAAUCAUUUUUUGUUUUUUCCACAUUUUUAAACCUUAACAUAGAAGAAGAUUGACAAAAAUUAUAGGAUCUUGUUGUCAUUAAGAAUGCAGUCUAUCAAAGAAGUGAGAGAUAAGUUCAUGGAGGAAAAAGAUCAUAUUAGCCAUGACCAUGGUAAUACAAGUUCAAGUGAUGUCAAGAAAGUCAUAGACUUCUAUAAACAGGGAGACAAGCAUGAGGAGAGUAACAAUUAUGGCAAUCUUGGUAAUGCUUAUUACAAACUGGGUGAUUUAAAAAAAUCCAUAGAGUACCACAACCUUGAUCUUAAAUUAGCUAAAGAGGUAGGAGACAAGCAUAGGGAGGGUGGUGCUUAUGGCAGUCUUGGCAAUGCUUAUUGCAGUCUGGCUGAUUUCAAAAAAGCCACAGAGUACUACAACCUACAUCUUCAAAUAGCUAAAGAAGAAGGAGACGAGCGUGGGGAAAGUCAUGCUUAUUGCAAUCUUGGCAAUGCUUAUGGGAGUCUGGGUGAUUUUAAAAAAGCCAUAGAGUACCAGAACCUAUAUCUUCAAAUAGCUAAAAAAGUAGGAGACAAGCAUGGGGAGGGCGACGCAUACAACAAUCUUGGGGUUGCGUAUCGGUGUCUGGGUGAUUUUAAAAAAGCAAUGUAUUACCUCAACCUAGCUCUUAAAAUAGUGAAAAAAAUAGGAGACAAGUAUAGGGAGGGUAAACUUUAUGGUAACCUGGGCAUUACUCAUCGGAGUCUGGGUGAUUGCAAAAAAGCCAUAGAGUACAUUAACCUAUAUCUUAAAGUAGCUAAAGAAGUAGGAGACAAGCAUGGGGAGGGUGAUGCUUAUGGCAGUCUUGGCAAUGCUUAUGAGUGUCUGGGUGAUUACAAAAAAGCCAUAGAGUACCACAACCUACAUCUUCAAAUAGCUAAAGAAGUAGGUGACAAGCAUGGGGAGGGUGGUGCUAAUAGCAAUCUUGGUAGUGAUUAUUGUUGUCUGGGUGAUUUUAAGAAAGCUAUAGAGUACCACAUCCUACAUCUUAAAACAGUUAAAGAAAUAGGAGACGAGUAUGGGGAGGGUUCAGGUUAUUGUAAUCUUGGCAAUGCUUAUUGCCAUUUGGGUGAUUUCAAAAAAGCCAAAGAGUACUACAACCUAAAUCUUAAAGUAGUUAAAGAAGUAGGAGACAAGUAUGGGGAGGGUAUAGGUUAUGGUAAUCUUGGCAAUGCUUAUAACCGUCUGGGUGAUUUCAAAAAAGCCAUAGAGUACCACAACCUAAAUCUUAAAAUAGCCAAGGAAGUAGGAGACAAGCGUGGGGAGGGUGUUGCUAAUGGCAAUCUUGGAAAUGCUUAUCUAACUCUGGGAGAUUUGAUAAAGGCCAACAAUUUAUACAACGUAGCGCUCAAAAUUGCCAAAGAGGUGGAAGACAAAUCCUUAGAGGCUAUGGCCUACUAUUCAUUAGGAUGUGUUUUUGAGUUGCAGGGUGGACUGCCAAAAGCCGUUGAACAUUACCAAACUAGUAUAGACUUAAGCAAUUCCUUGAGAAUACUUCUAAAAUCUAAAGAUGAGUGGAAAGUUAAUUUUCGAGAUCAGUAUCAAGACGUGUAUACACGUUUGAGUAGAGUUCUCGUAGAACAAGGUAAUAUCGUUGAAGCCUUAUUUGCUGCUGAGAAAGGACGAGCUCAAGCUCUGACCGACCUCAUGGAAUCCAGUUUUUGUGGUGGAACAAGUCAGCACAACAGAGGCGAUGAAAUUUUAGCAGUUUUAAAGAACGUUUCAUCAGACACCGUCUUUCAGGCAGUGGACAAAGCUGACAUUAAUCUUUGGGUUGUGUCUGAAGGAAAACAAGUUCAGUUAAGACAAAGUAAACUCAAUGGUUCUGUUUCAGAGAAUGGUGGAGCCAGCCAGUACUCUGAGUCGUUCAUGCUCGGUGUUUAUACACAACUUGGUGUUCGUUCUAAUAAGAGAUGCGAGAACCGAUCUUUAGAUGCUUUGAGGGAGAGCCGUUCAAAAGUGGAUGAGAAAACUAAAGAAGACAACCUUCAACCUCCCAUCCAACAAAACGAAUGUCUGAGCUUGUUGUAUGAUACCGUUAUGAAGCCGGUGGCUGACCUGGUUCAAGGGAAUGAGCUACUCAUUAUUCCCGAUGGACCCCUGUGGCUCGCUCCUUACGCUGCAUUCAAGGAUGGAAAUUCUAAAUACCUGUGCGAAUCGUUCAGAAUUCGACUCGCUCCAUCGUUAAUAAGUCUUAGACUAAUUGCCGAUUGCCCAGAUGAUUAUCACAAAAGCAGUGGUGCAUUACUUGUAGGAAACCCGUGGGUGGUCGAGGUUACUGACAGCAAAGGGGAGAUACUCCUCGAGCAGCUUCCGUCUGCUGAAGAAGAAGUAAAGUUGAUCGGAAAAAUUCUGAAUAUCACGCCAAUCACUGGCAGACAGGCCACGAAACGCGAGGUGUUGAAAAGACUCUGUUCCGUUUCCUUAGUUCACUUUGCGGCACACGGAUGUAUGGAAACAGGCGAAAUUGCUCUUACACCUGACCCAGAACGAAGAUCUAAUGUGCCAACGGAGGAAGAUUACAUUUUAACAAUUGAAGAUGUGUUGAAUGUUCAACUUCGCGCCAAACUUGUUGUACUCAGUUGCUGCCACAGUGGUCGGGGCGAGAUCAAGGCUGAAGGUGUGGUUGGCAUUGCGCGCGCUUUUAUGGGGGCUGGUGCCCGGUCUGUUGUGGUGUCCCUGUGGGCGAUUGAUGACGAGGCUACUCUCGAGUUCAUGAAAUGCUUUUAUCAACACCUUGCUGAAGGAAAAUCUGCAAGCGAGUCACUGAACCUGGCUAUGAGAAGCCUCAGAGAAUCAGCCAAGUUCCGCGACAUCAAAUUCUGGGCGCCCUUUUUACUGAUUGGAGAUGACGUCAGUCUUGACUUCAUGGCAAAAGAAAGAUAG